AAGAAGGCGGGGCAUAUAUAUGUAGCUAACACGAUUGUUACUAACAGUAGGCAAUACAGCUGUGUGAAGACAUAUAUGGUAAUUCGCAGAAUCAUAUCCGUAUACCUUGUUAGCGUUUUAGCUAGCUAGAUAUAAACGUUAUAUGACUAUCUUAUGAUGUCGGCGGCGAGUCAAGCAGAAAGAGCCGUCUUGGAAGAAGAAUUCAAAUGGCUUUUGAAAGAGGAAGUCCAUGCUGUCCUGAAGCAGCUGAAGGAUAUAUUGAAGGAGGCAUCGCGCCGCUUUUCAAUGCCAGCAGGAGGUCUGGAAAGCCAACUUAAACAAGAAAAUUUCAUUCUGGGUAGUUCAACCAUGGACCAAGUGAAAGGAGUGCUAACAUUACAAGGGGAAGCUUUAACCCAGGCUGAUAUCAAUUUGAAGAUGCCCAAAAGUAAUCAAGUAAUGCAUUUUGCAUUUCGGGAUGACAAGCAAUGGAAAAUGCAGCAGAUUCAGGACGCCAGGAACCAUGUGAAUCAGGCUCUUCAGCUGCUGAAUAGCCGCGAUGAGAGUUACCACUUUAAAACAGGGGCAGAAGUUAACAAGCUAAUGGACGCAGUGAUGAUGCAGUUAACGCGGGCUCGUAAUCGUCUCACCACCCCAGCCACUAUGACACUGCCUGAGCUGGCCUCCAGUGGCCUCAUGAAAAUGUUCGCACCCCCAAUGCCCGGAGAUCUGAUGGUGAAUUUCUACAUCAACCUCAGCAAGCUGUGUCUGACUGUCUAUCAGCUGCACGUCCUGCAGCCUAACACUACCAAGAAUUUUAAACCUGCUGGAAGUUCAGUUCUGCACAAUCCUGGUUCAAUGUUUGAAGUCAACAACACAAAAUUUGAAGUUAGCCACGUGCACAAAGUGGAGUGUGUAGUCCCCUGGCUCAACGACACCUUGGUGUUCUUUACAAUCUCCCUGCAGCUCUGCCAGCAGCUGAAAGAUAAGAUUUCUGUGUUUUCCAGUUAUUGGAACUAUGGACCAUUCUAGUCAAGGCCUGUUGCUGUUUUCUGCUGGUCAAAGCUAUCUUGUGUAGUUGUCGAUAUUUAUGAAGGCUACACCAUACAGAAAGAAAAUUGUAGAGCACAUUAAACAAAGCAUCCUCAGCUCUUUGUUGUAAGCUGAUUUGAGGUCUGUCAGAGCCAAUAAGGCCUAAGACUUUGCUGAUACCUGCCACUGUCUUUAUUGUGGUUUGAUCAGAGGGAGCAAUUUAAAUUCAGGUACACAAAAUUCUUUAAUGUCAAUAUAUGUCUUUGCCGAGAAGUUUGGAACAUGUCCAUCUGUGAAAGCUCACUGUCUGUCUUGCAUAUUCGUGCUGUUCCGUGUGCUGUUUCAGUAUUUUAUAUUAUUGCUUGUGGUUCUGUAUUUUAUGGGCUAAUUAGUUAUCUAAAUAAGUACUCAUUAGAAAAGGGACCCUAAAAUAUAAUGCUUAACACUUCCACAUUUAAUUUAUUUUCUCACAAUAAGCUUAAUCUCUACAUAAACCAAACUUUAUUUUAUUUUUAUUUUUUAUUUUUUAAUUCAGUGUCAUCCCAUGUCAACACAUGAGCAGUACAACUGCCACUGUGAAACAGAAGUUGUACCAUUGUUAAGUGUAGGCGAUGGCAUAGAAGGAUAUAGAUGGCAAUUGAUUUAUAAUUGUUUUAUAUUUAUAAUCGGUUAUAUUUAUUUAUUUAUUGAAAUGCAAUGAAUUACUAUGCAUUUACUUGUUUAUGUGCUGUUUUUUGUGUUGCCCUCACCCAAUUCCCUGUUGACUGAAUCAUAUUUCAUGAAAAAAAAAAACUAAAAAUGAGGGUUAGAGUAAGCCAUUGUAAUGCGUUACAAUGCAUGUGGACCAAAUUUUUGUGCAAUAAAUAUGUAUAACAAAACAA
Conger conger (European conger) is the source of this 1892-nucleotide messenger RNA. Its product is annotated as protein rogdi homolog. The record is from RefSeq and is a predicted model, not a curated record. NCBI's taxonomy places the organism in Eukaryota, Metazoa, Chordata, Actinopteri, Anguilliformes, Congridae. The transcript is spliced from 11 exons. Gene Ontology annotation, cellular component: RAVE complex. Bases 154 to 1011 code for a protein of 285 amino acids.